Molecule: messenger RNA, 2565 nt
Organism: Venustampulla echinocandica
Lineage: Eukaryota; Fungi; Ascomycota; Leotiomycetes; Helotiales; Pleuroascaceae
Exons: 2
Coding region: 1-2565 (854 amino acids)
Molecular function (GO): hydrolase activity; glutamine synthetase activity
Source: RefSeq, a predicted model, not a curated record
AUGGAAGAUCUCAUCAGAGCUAUCCGGACAACGCCAAUAAUCGACAAUCAUGCCCAUCCUCUACUCACAUCAGCAGCACAGAAGCAAUACCCGCUCCUUGCAAUAACAACUGAAGCUCAUGGAGAUGCUAUGAAAGCCACGCCGUCGUCACUAUCUCACAUCCGCGCUGUAACCCAAUUGUCUAAGAUUCUAGGGUGCCCGACCAGCUGGGAAGCCGUUGUGCAGUCGAUCGAGGUCCAAAGACUGAAACCAGAUAAUACCUGGGCAAAGCGAUGUUUGGAGGGCGUUGAGACAAUCCUGGUUGACGAUGGCCUGGAUGGCAAGGAGGAUGUUUUUGAUUACUCGUGGCACAAUCAGUUGACGAGGAACAAUUGCAAGCGGAUCGUGAGGAUUGAGAAAGUGGCUGAGGAGAUUAUUGAGCACCUUCUUAACAAACACACCGUGACGCUUGGAGUUGCAUUCCAGAUAUUCAAGAACCACUUUGUUAAUAGUAUCAAAGAGGCUAUUGCGGAUCCGGAAGUUGUCGGUUUCAAAUCUGUUAUAUGUUAUCGAACUGGUCUUGACAUCUCGGACUGUCCAGAGGAAGAGUUUAUUCUGGAAUUCAAGAGUCUCUUCUCCGAUUUGAAGGCUCAAAGUGCCACCGAGUUCAAGAGAAUUGACCGCCAAUUUAUCAACUCGUCACUGGUAAACUUGACGGCUGAGUUAAUCCAGGCAGCUCCGGGCCAUAAAAAGCCGCUUCAGUUCCACACUGGCCUGGGCGAUAACGACAUUACACUCUCUCGGUCAUCUCCAUCUCACCUGCAACCCUUCAUCAGGAAGUAUCCGAAUGUUCCAAUUGUGUUGCUCCAUGCAAGCUACCCUUGGACCAAGGAAGCCGGAUAUCUUGCAAGUGUUUAUGACAAUGUCUAUGCGGAUAUAGGUGAGGUAUUUCCAAUGGUCAGUAAAGAUGGGCAAGAACGAUUAGUUCGUGAGAUCUUGGAGCUAUGCCCAACCGAAAAGGUCCUUUGGAGCACGGAUGGGCAUUGGUUCCCAGAAACGUAUUUGCUCGCAGUAAUCCAAGUCAGAGAAGUGCUAGAAGUGGUACUCUCCGAUUACGUGCGCAAGAACAUAUUAAGCGUCCCGCAGGCAGUCAAGGCCGUGGAGCAUAUUCUCUUUAGGACGUCUAAUGAUCUAUAUGACCUCGGCCUGCCACUAAAACCACUUCCUUUAAAAUUGUUACCUCCUUCUCAGCCCAAGACUUCUGAUUUUCAGCUCCUUACAGCAUUCCUAGAAGAAUAUCCAGAUACCAAAUUUCUUCGUCUUCAAUACUUAGACUACACAGCAACUCCCCGACUGAGGGUAAUUCCUAUCAGGCGAGCGCUCGCCGUUCUUCAGAGCCACGACCACCUCUCGAUUGGCAUCACCAAAGCUUCUCUUGGAAUUCUACAAAAUGAUACGAUGGUACCAGGAGUUACUGCGACUGGAGAGUACAAGCUCCAGGCGGUGCUCUCUUCUAUACGACCGGGCCCAUGUAAAGACUAUGCUUCCGUACAGGGCGAAUUCUGUGAAUACGAUGGCUCAGGGGCGGAGCUUUGUCCAAGAUCGAAACUCCGCUCCGUCCUCGAAAAUUCCAAAUCCCGCGGGCUAGAAUUCCUUAUCGGUUUUGAGAUCGAGGUCGUUUUCCUAUCCCGGAUUACCCCUGAAAGCUCUUAUACCAAGCUCUCUGAUUCUGAUGGCCACGCCUGGAGCUCGGCACGCGCUCUCCGUGGGGCCAAGAUUCUAGACAUGCUCAACGAGAUCUACGACAGUUUGUGUGAUGCUGGCAUAUAUCUCGAGCAAUGGCAUCCUGAAAGCGCAACAGGGCAAUAUGAAUUCGUACUCCCAUCGCUCCCUCCGCUCCCAGCGGUAGACUCGCUGCUCCAUGCCCGUGAGAUCAUCAACACAGUAGCGGCAAAGCACUCCCUACGAGCGACUCUUCACCCCAAGCCUUUCGAGAACCAGGCCGGUACCGCAUCUCAUGUGCAUAUAUCUAUCUCAUCACCUAACGGUAAUGCGCCGGAGACAUUCGAGCCUUUCUACGCAGGGAUUUUAGCCCAUCUUCCAGCCAUCGUGGCAUUUACAUAUAGUAAUCCUGCUAGCUAUGACCGCAUUGUGGAUGGGUAUUGGGCUGGUGGAAGUUGGGUUUCAUGGGGGACACAGAACCGUGAGACGGUGCUCAGAAAGAUUUCUGGCUCCCACUGGGAGGUUAAAUGUCUAGAUGGGCUGGCGAAUAUAUAUCUUGCUAUGGCAGCACUUUUGGCUGCUGGAACACAGGGUGUUGUUAAGCGCGAACAGUUGGCAUGGGUGGAUUGCGAGAAAGAUCCCGCCGACUUGGAAUACGAGGAGAGGGAGAAAUUGGGCGUGCAUACUAUGUUACCUAGGAACCUCGAUGAUGCACUAGCUGAGUUGGAAAGCGACGAGGAGUUUAUAGGUAUUCUGGGGAGGCGGCUCGUGGGGAGGUACCAGGCUGUUAAGCUGGCAGAAAUGAAGUUGCUUAGCGAUAUAGAUGUCUCUAAGAGAUGGGGAUGGAUUGUUGAGCGUUAUUAA